Molecule: messenger RNA, 630 nt
Organism: Saccostrea cuccullata (small rock oyster)
Lineage: Eukaryota; Metazoa; Mollusca; Bivalvia; Ostreida; Ostreidae
Exons: 5
Coding region: 69-587 (172 amino acids)
Source: RefSeq, a predicted model, not a curated record
AAGAAGAUUAAAUAAAACAGUACAAUCAUAUAGUUUGGAAACUGCAUUGGUUUCAAGAAAAAUAGAAGAUGAAGAUUUUGAUAGUUGCUGUCCUUGUGGCAUGUUUUAUGUAUUCCUAUGGUCAGGACACUAAAUGCCUUUUAGAAGAUCCAGAAGAUAGGAAGAUUGAUGGGGGAAGUCGAGCCCAGACACCUGAAAUGAUGCAAAAGAUUGAUGCUGCUUUGAUAGAAAACACUGAAGUAAAAAAAUCAGUGAACGAAAUAUCAGCCGAAAGAGUAGAACCGAUUGAAAAUAAACACUUUGCCCUUGACACUUGUCCAAGAAAACUAGGUUUCAUCACUUCCGUUAGUGUAAACAGUGAAACGUGCUAUGUUGUGUAUCCAAGACAACAGAGGGUGACCUACGCAAUCUGUGGAGGAAGUGAUUGCUAUGGGAACAAAUUAUACAGGAGUAGAUGCAUCAGAAAUGGAUGGACCAAGCUGAGGUUUUGGGUGUGGUGUCCAAAGUGUGGUUUCCGACUGAUUUCUAGGUGGUACCCACAAUGCUGUUCCUGCUACAGAUGGCGCAGUUGCUUCACAACAGCAUAAAAGAUAUAAAUAAAAUCUGAACUGCUUUUUUUACUUUAAGUUU